AUGACUCACACCAAUCGAUGGCUGAGCGAAGAGCACAGCAGUUUAUCAGGCGCUUCGCUGGGCAAAAUCAUUUCGACAGGUCUCUUGCUCGGGGUUGUGCACGUCUUGACAGGUCCAGACCAUUUGAGUGCAUUGGCUGCCAUGACCACUGGCUCAUCGUGGCGAGCGUUUGCAUUGGGCAUUCGAUGGGGUUGCGGACAUUCCAUCGGUCUCAUUUUCAUGGCGCUUAUUUUCUUUGCUGCUGGACAAACACUUGACUUGGAUCAAGUAGGCAGGUACCUGAAUUACGCCGUCGGGUUCUUCAUGAUCGUGCUGGGACUGUGGACAGCUUUCCAUGAACGCAGGAAAUACCGAGCACAGCUGAAAGAAGGAGUACCGCCUUCUCUGGUAGGUGAAAUCGAAGAAGGUCAAAUCCAGAGCAGUCCAGUCAGUCAACGCAAUUCGAGCGCCACGCCAACCAAUUUGGUAGAGCUAAUGCCUUUGUCUCAGCAACGCUUGUCCAGCAUUUGCUCAGAUGCACCACCGCACGUAUCAAUAGUUUCUGCAAAAGAGUGUACUGGAGUUGAGACGUCAGCUUCGCCGUCUACGUCUUUUCAAGCGCUCAAGCAAGAGGAAGGUAGCUUGUUAGCUUCAGCUCAGUGGUCUCAAGCUGAGGAUAUUACAGAAGGAGGGACGGUAACGUCUUCUUCGUUCCAUCCCCGCAAUUGGAUGUGCUGUCAAUGUGUCGACUUUGAGAAACCGACGACGCAAAAGAUUAUGGCGCUGAUCAUUGGAAUCAUCCACGGCUUUGCUGGACCUGGAGGUAUUCUAGGCGUACUACCCGCCGUUGUGCUGAACGACUGGACCAAGUCGAUUUCCUAUCUCGCCUCCUUCUGCGUAGCGUCAAUCUUCAUCAUGGGUGUCUUUGCGGCUCUCUACGGUGAAGUCACUGGUCGACUUGGCGGCAAUUCGUUGGUAGUGCAAUUCCGGAUCGGCAUGUUUUCCUCUUUUUUCUCAUUCAUCGUUGGCGUUGCGUGGGUCGCGCUCCAAGCCAGUGGUCAAAUGUCAGCCGUGUUUGGAGAAUAA
Molecule: messenger RNA, 1065 nt
Organism: Peronospora matthiolae
Lineage: Eukaryota; Oomycota; Peronosporomycetes; Peronosporales; Peronosporaceae
Source: the annotation of a GenBank genome assembly